AUGUGUGCCGCCAAGAGACAAUUUUCUAGCAAUGAAUCAUCCGAAUCAAAGAAAACCAAGACGGACCAUAAGAAGAAAGAAUUGAUAUUCAAUGCUUUCCUUAUGGGUUCUGCCGGUUGUCAGUCCAUGGGUAUAUGGAAACAUCCAAAUGACAAAUCUACCCAAUUGUACAGUAAUCCAGAGUAUUGGUUUGAAUUAGCACGCAUCUUGGAAAAAGGUAAAUUUAAUGCAGUUUUCUUUGCCGACGUCUUAGGUCCAUAUGACGUUUAUAAAGGCCCACAAAAUGAAGGACCUGUAGCUAAAGCUGGCACUCAAUUCCCCGUAUCAGAUCCAACUUAUUUUAUACCAUUGAUGGCGGCUGUCACGAAAAAUCUUUCUUUUGGUGUAACUAUGUCAACCAUUAGUGAAGAGCCUUAUCAUCUGGCAAGAAGGUUGGGUACGCUUGACUUAUUAAGUAAUGGUAGAGUCGGUUGGAACAUCGUUACUUCUUAUUUGGACAGUGCAGCAAGGAAUUUGCUAAACGGUGAAUUGUUACCAGGUAACAAGGAGCGUUAUGAGAAGGCCGAAGAGUACGUUGACGUUGUUUAUAAAUUGUUUCUUAGCUCUUGGCAAGAUGGCGCUGUGAAGUUGGAUAGGGAGAGGGGGAUCUUUACGGAUCCUAAUGGUUUAAGACACAUUAACCAUGAAGGUCCGCAUUUUAAGGUUCCUGGACCAGCAUUUACCCAACCAGGUCCCCAAAAGAUUCCUGUGAUCAUCCAAGCUGGGACUUCCACUAGAGGUAAAGAGCUUGCUUCGAGAAAUGCAGAAAUCGUAUUUCUUGGAUCUUUGACACCGGAAGCAUCCGUUGGUUCAGUGGUAGAGAUUAAAAGAAUUGCCAAGGAGAAAUACAACAGGGAUCCAUCAAAGAUUAAAUUUAUUGCAUUAAUCAAUGUGAUAUUGGGUAAAACUCAUGAAGAUGCGGAAAGAAAAUAUGAGGAAUAUAAAAGUUACGGUGGUGACGAAGAUGCAAAGGCAAUGUUUUCAGGAUGGACUGGUGUUGAUAUUGACAAUUUUUCAGAUGAUGAAGUACUUACUGAUGUUGAUCAUGUAGCCACUGCAUCCGCCGUAAAGAAAUGGCAAACUGCUUACCCUAGAGUGGAAAAAUGGACAAAAAAAGCAAUUGUUGAUGAAAUUAAGAUCAGUGGUUACGGAUCUGUUGCCAUCGGGACCCCAGAAGAAGUUGCAGAUAUUUUUCAGAAGUGGAUCGAUAUAGCCGAUAUCGAUGGAUUUAAUUUUGCCUAUACUGUUUUGCCACAGACUUAUGAGGAAAUUGUGAAUGAUUUAUUUCCUGUAUUGCGUGAACGUGGAUUGGCAAGAGAAGAUUAUCCAGACACUCAUAAUAGAAGUGGAAUCCUAACCUUUAGGGAACAACUAUUUGGCGAUAAUUUCCUAGACAAGAGUCACCCAGCUUAUGAAUUGAAUUGGAGAUCCGAUGAGAGUAGGCAAAGCCACGAGAAGCGUUUCCCACAGGCAUUGGAAAGGCUUAAAGGAAAAUAA
Zygosaccharomyces rouxii is the source of this 1536-nucleotide messenger RNA. RefSeq lists its product as uncharacterized. The transcript has a single exon. Gene Ontology annotation, molecular function: monooxygenase activity; oxidoreductase activity, acting on paired donors, with incorporation or reduction of molecular oxygen. NCBI's taxonomy places the organism in Eukaryota, Fungi, Ascomycota, Saccharomycetes, Saccharomycetales, Saccharomycetaceae. Bases 1 to 1536 code for a protein of 511 amino acids. The record is from RefSeq and is a predicted model, not a curated record.